Messenger RNA from Coccidioides posadasii C735 delta SOWgp, 1254 nucleotides. RefSeq lists its product as uncharacterized. Gene Ontology annotation, molecular function: tRNA (cytidine-N3)-methyltransferase activity. The record is from RefSeq and is a predicted model, not a curated record. NCBI's taxonomy places the organism in Eukaryota, Fungi, Ascomycota, Eurotiomycetes, Onygenales, Onygenaceae.
UGCAAAUAUAACGUUGACUACGGAGUAUACCUCAGAGAUACCUCGAGCUGAGUGAACCUUUCUUCGCGAGGAACCCCGCCCCCUCUUAGCUCUGUCUGGUGAAAAGAAACCCAAAAAUCUACCAUUCAGAUGUCACCUCUACCCCUCGAGGGCUUUGACGACUACGCGACUGUAGCCCAGCUAGUUCAGCCCCCUCAAGUACCUCGCCAUCGCUCCCACGACCCCUCCAAUAACCAGAAGCGGUCAGAUCCCUUCCAAUUCGGUUCCCGAUACCUCGAAGAAGGCGACGAUGUAUUUGAAUUCAAUGCCUGGGACCACGUUGAAACUGAUGAAGAUUACAAGCAAUAUGCUCAGCUGCAGAUAGCUAAGCAGCGAGAAUCGCCAGUAUCAGAUUUCAACCGUCAACGGUUCAACUCCGACCCGGCAAAGUGGUGGGAUCUAUUUUACAAGAACAAUACAGGCAAUUUCUUCAAAAACCGAAAAUGGUUGCAGCAAGAAUUCCCGGUGUUGGCAGAGGUUACAAAGGCCGACGCGGGGCCGAAGUUGGUGUUGGAAGUCGGCGCGGGGGCCGGAAACACUGCGUUUCCGAUUCUGGCGAAUAAUUCCAAUGAACAGUUGAAAGUACACGCUUGCGACUAUUCGAAGAAGGCGAUUGAGGUGAUAAGAGAGAAUGAGAAAUACGACGAGAGGUAUAUCAGGGCCGAUGUGUGGGAUGUUACGGCUGAGGGUGAAAGUUCACUCCCACCGGGGCUUGGCGAGGAGUCUGUUGACGUGGUCGUCAUGGUGUUUAUAUUCUCUGCUCUGGCACCUGAACAAUGGGAACGAGCCGUGUCAAAUAUCUAUCGUGUCUUGAAGCCAGGGGGGCAGAUAUUAUUCAGGGACUACGGCCGGGGUGACCUGGCGCAAGUGAGGUUCAAAAAGGAGAGGUACAUGGCGGAAAAUUUCUACGUCAGGGGUGACGGGACCAGGGUUUAUUUUUUCGACAGAGAUGAACUCGCUCAUAUUUGGGGUGAAUGGUGUCCACAACGGGGAUUGCCAAAAAACGAAUUAGCUACAGCGGAGUCUGAAAUAAAUGAGGGUGCGGAAAGCGCAGGAUUUGAAGUGCUUGACCUUGCAGUGGACCGAAGGCUGAUUGUCAACCGCAAAAGAAAGCUAAAGAUGUAUCGCUGUUGGAUACAGGGCCGAUUCCGCAAAAUAGAGCUUACAUCGACUGGUGAGUCUAAUGGAAAUCAAGCUGGACAACUUGAAAAUUGA